AUGUUUAAUUCAGCUGUGGUAUUUAAUCCCUCUGAUGGAACUUCAAAAAGAUUUUCAGUUCCUGUUGUUCAAGAAUUGGCAUCUCAGCACCUUCAAAGCCUUCCUGAAAGAUAUAUCAGAUCAGAGAAAGAGCGCCCAAAUGCCUUUCCUCUUCAUCAUUUGGACAUCCCCAUAAUUGAUAUGGACAUGUUUUGGGGGGAUUCAGAUCUCUGCAGGCAAAAGGAAUUAGAAAACCUUGGCAUGGCAUGCCAGGAAUGGGGAUUUUUUCAGGCUGUGAAUCAUGGAAUUCCUCUUUCUCUGACAGAAAGAAUGAAGAAAAUUGUAAGGGAAUUCAUACAACUGCCUUUGGAGGAAAAAAUCAAGUACAAAAUGCAAGAGAUUGAAGGCUAUGGCCAGGCCUUUGUAAUCUCUGAUGACCAAGUACUGGACUGGGCGGAUAUGAUGGCCUUGACAACUCUGCCUCCAGAUAAUAGAAAAAUGGAGUUUUGGCCAACAAAGCCAGAGGAUUUUAGAGAAUCUGUGGAUCAAUAUGCCCUGGAAGUACAAAAGCUUGGCAAUACAAUUCUUCGCCUCUUAUCAGAGAAUGUUGGGCUAACACCAGACUGUUUCCUUAACAUGUGUGGGCAAAUGAGACAGAGAAUGAGAUUGAAUUACUACCCACCCUGCCCAAGACCAGAUCUGGUUUUAGGCAUAAGCCCUCAUUCAGAUGGAACAGGUUUGACAGUGUUGUUGCAGGAUGAUGAGAUAGUGGGGCUACAGAUCUGCAAGGAUGGUGAAUGGAUUCCUGUUCAACCCAUCCCUGGUUCCCUGGUUAUCAAUAUUGGGGACAUGCUUGAGGUGAUAAGCAAUGGAAUAUAUAAGAGCAUUGAGCACAGGGCGGUCACAAACCUGGACAGAGAUCGAAUCUCCAUUGCCAUGUUUUAUGGUCCAGAUAAGGAAACAGAAGUAGGUCCUGCUCCUGAACUCAUAGAUGAGUUGCAUCCCUGUCGAUAUAGAAGAUUCAUUCAAGCAGACUAUAUACAGCACGUCUUUUCUGGAAAGCUUGAUGGGAAGAAGAGUAUUGAAUUUUCCAAAAUCUAA
Molecule: messenger RNA, 1080 nt
Organism: Cryptomeria japonica (Japanese cedar)
Lineage: Eukaryota; Viridiplantae; Streptophyta; Pinopsida; Cupressales; Cupressaceae
Product: protein SRG1
Exons: 4
Coding region: 1-1080 (359 amino acids)
Source: RefSeq, a predicted model, not a curated record